Messenger RNA from Apus apus (common swift), 7054 nucleotides. RefSeq names its product adenylate cyclase 5 (gene ADCY5). Gene Ontology annotation, molecular function: adenylate cyclase activity. Gene Ontology annotation, cellular component: plasma membrane. The coding region runs from base 864 to 4610 and encodes 1248 amino acids. NCBI's taxonomy places the organism in Eukaryota, Metazoa, Chordata, Aves, Apodiformes, Apodidae. The transcript has 20 exons. Gene Ontology annotation, biological process: intracellular signal transduction; cAMP biosynthetic process; adenylate cyclase-activating G protein-coupled receptor signaling pathway. The record is from RefSeq and is a predicted model, not a curated record.
GGCUGUGCGGGGCUGCUGCUGCCCCGCUGCUCUGACAGCGCGGCGGGAGGGAGCGCCGAGCCCCCCCCCCCGGCCCCCGCCUUUUUUCUUUUCAUUUUCUUUUUGCCUUUCCCUUCAGGUUUGCUGGUUUCUCCCCUUCCUCCCGCGGUGCCUGCGGGAGAGGCGCUCCCGCCGCCCCGAGGCACCGCGGCGUAGCGGCCGCGUGCAUGAGAGCGGCGCGGCUGCCGCCGGCUCUGCCUUCCCGCCGAGGCUCCGCAGCCGCUGGGAGGGAGGCGAGGCGAGGCAGGGGCGCCGCAGCCCGGCCCGCCCCGGGCAGCCCCCUCGCCGCGCCCAGAGCCCCCCCCCCGGCAGGGGAUGCUCCCGUUGCCGCCGGCUGCCGCAGCCCCGCCGGCCUGAGCCUCCGUGCCCGCCCCGCGCCCGGCCCCGAGCGGCGGGUGCCGGGCCGGCGCGGCGCGCUGCGAUGCGGGUCCCCCGCGGCGCCCGGAGCCCCCGCGGCCGCCGAGGCUCGGCUGAGGACCAGCUGCUGUGAGACGGGGGCGUCCCGGUGCCCGCGGCGCUCGAGGGGAUCGAAGCGGCGGGGCGGUGAUGGCGCCAGGCUCCGCCGCGCUGUCCUGAGGGCCCCGCCGGGGAGACCCCGGCUCUAGGGGAUACCCGGCCGCUCCGGAGACUUCGGGGGCGUUUGCGGGUUUUUCAUUUUAUUUUUUUUUUCCCCUUUUUUUUUCUUUUCUUUUUUUCCCUUUUUUCUUCCCCUCUCCCUGCUGUCUUUCGGGGUUUUCUCCUAGCCGCUCGUCCCCUGUAGAAGAGGACCCCUCCGUGCCUGCCCGACGGCUGUCCCCUCGCCCGCCGCCCCUUCCCCUCAGGGCAUGUCCCGGUCCAACAGCGUCAGCCCCCCGGGCUUCGGCGGCCCCGCGCCCUGGGCCGGCACCGAGCAGCACCGCUCGGCCUGGGGUGACGUGGAGGCCCGGGCCAAUGGCUACUCCUACCCGCCGCCCCCCAACAGGUCGUCGGGCAAGAAGGCCUCCCGCAUGUCGAGCAGGUGGAGGAGCGAGGAAGACUAUGAGCCCCAGACGAACCGGAGCCGCGGGGACGGCGGCUGCAGGAUGAUGAGCUUUAGGUCCAAAUCUGCCUGGCAGGAGCAGGGUGACGACAGCCGACGUCACCGGUCCCGCCACCCACCCAGCGGUGAUUCCCCUGCUGCCCCCAACAAUGCCAGCCCCCGGCAGCUGGGGGAGCAGGGGGAGGUGCGGCCCCGCUCCGUGGAGCUGGGGCUGGAGGAGAAACGCGUCAAGGCCAAGACUGAGCUGGAGGACGAGGACGGGGACAGGGACGAGGGGGACUCUGAGGUGGCCUUCUCCAUGGGCAGCUGUUGCAGCAGCCUGCUGCAGAUCUUCAGGUCCAAGAAGUUCCAGUCGGAGAAACUGGAGCGCCUCUAUCAGCGCUACUUCUUCCGGCUCAACCAAAGCAGCCUCACCAUGCUCAUGGCCGUGCUGGUGUUGGUCUGCAUGGUCAUGCUGAUCUUCCAUGCUGCACAUGGCCACUAUGAGGUAUCCUAUGUUGUGGUGCUCUCCAUGGCCAUCCUGCUAAUGGUGGUGCUGUGCAUGGUGUGCAACCGCAACGACUUCCACCAGGACCAUAUGUGGUUGGCGUGCUACUCGGUCAUCCUGGUGAUCUUGGCAGUGCAAGUGGUAGGGGUUCUGCUGGUGUGGCCCAGGAGUGCCUCGGAGGGCAUCUGGUGGACCGUCUUCUUUAUCUACAGCAUCUACACGCUGCUGCCGGUGCGGAUGAGGGCCGCGGUCAUCAGCGGGGUGGUGCUCUCUGCCAUCCACCUGGCUGUCUCCCUCAAGAUCAACGCGGAGGAUAAGUUCCUCCUGAAGCAGCUGGUCUCCAACGUUCUCAUCUUCUCCUGCACAAACAUUGUAGGCGUGUGUACCCACUACCCAGCAGAGGUGUCCCAAAGACAGGCUUUCCAGGAGACCAGGGAAUGCAUACAAGCCAGGCUGCAUUCUCAAAGGGAAAACCAGCAGCAGGAGCGUCUCCUGCUCUCUGUACUUCCUCGACAUGUUGCCAUGGAGAUGAAAGCUGACAUUAAUGCCAAACAGGAAGAUAUGAUGUUUCAUAAGAUCUACAUCCAGAAGCAUGACAAUGUCAGCAUCCUCUUUGCAGACAUAGAGGGUUUCACAAGUCUGGCCUCCCAGUGCACUGCUCAGGAGCUGGUCAUGACGCUGAACGAGCUCUUUGCCAGAUUUGAUAAGCUAGCAGCUGAGAACCACUGUUUACGUAUCAAGAUUCUGGGUGAUUGCUAUUACUGUGUAUCUGGGUUGCCAGAAGCAAGAGCUGACCAUGCACACUGCUGUGUUGAAAUGGGAAUGGAUAUGAUAGAGGCCAUCUCACUAGUCCGGGAGGUGACAGGAGUUAAUGUCAACAUGAGGGUUGGAAUCCACAGCGGGAGAGUUCACUGCGGGGUCUUGGGCCUCAGGAAGUGGCAGUUUGAUGUGUGGUCCAAUGAUGUGACCUUAGCCAACCACAUGGAAGCGGGGGGCAAAGCUGGGCGCAUCCACAUAACAAAAGCAACCCUGAACUAUCUCAAUGGAGACUAUGAGGUGGAGCUGGGCUUUGGAGGGGAACGCAACGCUUAUCUGAAAGAGCACAGCAUUGAGACCUUCUUGAUUGUACGGUGCAGCCAGAAACGGAAAGAUGAGAAAGCCACAAUAGCCAAGAUGAAUCGUCAGCGCGCUAAUUCCAUCAGCCAUAACCCGCCGCACUGGGGUGUUGACCGGCCCUUUUAUAACCACCUUGGAGCUCACCAGGUCUCCAAGGAGAUGAAAAGAAUGGGUUUUGAGGACCCCAAGGACAAGAAUACACAGGAAAGUAUGAACCCAGAAGAUGAAGUGGAUGAGUUUCUGGGCCGUGCCAUCGAUGCCAGAAGUAUUGAUCGGUUACGCUCUGAGCAUGUGCGCAAGUUCCUCCUAACAUUCAGGGAGCCUGACUUGGAGAAAAAGUAUUCCAAGCAGGUGGAUGACAGGUUUGGAGCCUACGUGGCUUGUGCCUCCCUAGUCUUCCUCUUCAUCUGCUUUGUUCAAAUCAUAAUUGUGCCACACUCUACAUUUAUGCUGGGUUUUUACCUGACCUGUUUCCUGAUCCUGACCACAGUGGUGUUUGUUUCAGUCAUUUACUCCUGUGUAAAGCUUUUCCCAGCUCCACUCCAGACUCUUUCUAAGAAGAUUGUACAGUCCAGGACCAAUAGUACCUUAGUUGGAGUCUUUGCCAUUAUCCUGGUUUUUCUGUCUGCCUUUGUCAACAUGUUCAUGUGCAGCACUGUGGAUCUUGCCAGCUGCAUGGCUGCAGAAUACAACAUCACUCCUGACCAGGUGGACAUAUGCCUUAUCAGCAACCUGACUUCCAACUACAGCCUGGGCACCCUGCAGGGAUUCUGUGACAGUCCUUCGCCCAACUGCAACUUUCCAGAGUACUUUACCUACAGUGUCUUACUGAGUCUCCUGGCCUGCUCUGUGUUCCUGCAGAUCAGCUGUAUUGGAAAACUGAUUCUAAUGUUAAUAAUUGAAUUUAUAUAUGUUCUCAUUGUGGAAGUGCCAGGAGUCAACCUUUUUGACAACGCAGAUCUCCUGGUUACAGCUAACACCUACCUUUUCUUCAGAGGCGGGUUAGCCUUAAAGUGGGAACUGGGGAGCAUGGGUAAGCUGUGUUCCUCCAGGCUGAGACUAACUGGGAAAUUCUGCUCUUUGGUUGGCUGCAGCUCUCCAGUGAUGACACGAGUUGCACUGAAGAUUGUGACCCCUGUCAUCAUCACCGUCUUUGUCCUGGCACUGUAUUUGCAUGCCCAGCAAGUGGAAUCCACUGCACGGCUGGAUUUCCUCUGGAAACUCCAGGCCACUGAAGAGAAAGAAGAAAUGGAGGAGCUGCAGGCCUAUAACAGACGCCUCCUCCACAACAUUUUGCCGAAAGACGUGGCAGCCCAUUUCUUGGCUCAGGAACGACGAAAUGAUGAACUCUAUUACCAGUCCUGUGAGUGUGUGGCUGUCAUGUUCGCCUCCAUAAGCAACUUCUCAGAGUUUUACGUGGAGCUGGAAGCCAACAAUGAAGGGGUGGAGUGUCUGAGGCUGCUCAACGAGAUCAUUGCUGAUUUUGAUGAAAUCAUAAGUGAAGACCAAUUUCGGCAGCUGGAGAAGAUCAAGACCAUUGGCAGUACGUACAUGGCUGCAUCAGGCCUCAACGAUUCCACUUACGACAAGGAAGGGAAGACCCACAUCAAAGCUCUGGCUGAUUUUGCCAUGAGGUUAAUGGACCAAAUGAAAUACAUUAAUGAACAUUCAUUCAACAACUUCCAGAUGAAGAUAGGCCUCAACAUUGGUCCUGUUGUAGCUGGGGUGAUAGGAGCACGCAAACCUCAGUAUGACAUAUGGGGCAACACAGUGAAUGUAGCCAGCCGGAUGGACAGCACUGGUGUGCCUGACAGGAUUCAGGUAACCACAGACAUGUAUCAGGUUUUAGCAGCCAACAACUAUCAGCUGGAAUAUCGAGGGAUCAUUAAGGUCAAAGGCAAAGGAGAAAUGACCACCUACUUUCUAAAUAAAGGGCCUCUGAUCAGUUAGCACCGACUGCAGCAUCCCUCAAAGAUGGAAUUUGCAUUUCCCAAGACUGUGAAUCAGAGAAGUGAAGCAGUGAAGCUGAAAAUGCAGCUCAGCUGAAACAUCACACCGUGACUCUAGAACUGGUAUCAGCAAACUCUUUGGCCACCCAUCCUGAAAGGCAAUCGAAAGAAACCACCUUGGAGUUGCUCCUGGCUGAGUGCUAAAUCGACCAAAGAUGUGUACUACCGAGGUCACAGAUAAGACAUGAAUUUGGGAUUUUUAAAAAGGCUGCUACCACAGGAUGAUAUAAGAAGCUAUUUAAGUAUUUAUUGAUGCAACACACUUACUUGGUUGAAGGAAUGUAUGAUUCACUACAAAGCAUUACUUUGGAAUGGAUUUGCGCUCCCAUGUUUCCAUCCCAUACUGCCAGCUAUUUGAAGUGAACCACUGUGCUUUUAUUAGCUGUUUUGAAUGGGCUUUCAAAAGUGGCACCCACUGUUGCAGCACACAAAAAGGCCUUUUAGAAGGGCACUGGUAAUGUUUUCGUGUGAAAAGACAUUCUAGCCCCAGCCCCCGCUUUUCCCUUCUUCUACCUGGCUAAAUGACUGCUCUUCUGAGUGGGGCUGGCACAGCUGAUGAAGGGGAAGAUCAAGAUAAAGACAGAUGGCUCUACAACCAUAUUUAUUAAGAAGUCUUCUGUGCUCUUCUUUGGUAUCUAUCAGUUUACAUGGGAAAGACUAGCUGUAAACAAGAGACAUUUUGUGGGGGGGAACUCCCCUGAAAUUUGUUGUGGUUUUUUUUUUGUAUUUUUUAUUUUGUAAUAUUGAAAACAUGGAGAUCUAACAGAUAUACCAAAUUCUAUAUUUUGUAAAUUAUAUAUAAAUUAGAAGGCAGGCUGUGGACACCAAGGUGUGGUGGGAGGUGUAUAUAACCCAUCGACUUUUGUGUAAUUUUUUUGUGCAUAAUACUCUGAACACAGACUUGGCAGUUUUCAGAUUAUCAUUAUACAGCCAACAACAAACAGGUGAGUUUCCAGGCUGAAUCAGAUGCAUUUUAAAACAAUAUCCAGAAAAAAUCUACAACCCUGAAGAAGAAGAAAAAAGCAGCCCAGGGUAGUCACCCAGUUGUUCCAUGCAGCUUUCAGGUGGAGGGUGGCAUCCUAACACCUGGAAACAGGACCUUUGAGUUUUAGCCACUGAGAUGGUAUCAGUCCAACAAGUUGUCAAGAGCUCUAAGCCAAUCUUCUAACUACCAGGAGCUUUUAUAAGAAGAGGAAAAAAAAAAAAAAAAAAAAAGCUCAUUUGAACUUUUCUUUUAAAAAAAUCAUCAUUUUUCAUAGAUGGUCUUAGAAUCCUGCUGAUAUGAGAGUUGUCUGAUACUGUAACUGCCAUUUGACAUUACAAGGAACUAUGUCCUGCAGCACUGAGUUGACUUUCCUGUAGUUGGCACUUAUUUAAACUGAGUCACAGAUUUUCAGUUUUCAGGAACUGGGUGAUCUUCAGAAAAGGUUGUGAUGGCAAAUGUGUAUGUGAGGUGGUCGACCUUGGAGUACAGUGCCAUUGAUACUGUGUUGGACACCUUUAGCACUAGUGGGGAGUUUAUGAAUAGGUCACCAUUAUCAUUUAUGUACCUUUUUUAAAUAUGAAAGAAAAAUCCCUUGAUAUUUUAUUAAAAAAAAUAAUUUUAAAAAAAGCUCUAUUUUUUAUAUUCUAUGAAGGGAGAGGUUUUGAUAUGAAAUUUGGCUAGCACUAAAAAUUACUCCAGUCUUUUGACAUUUAUUAAAGUUCUUUUCCACUCUUCUCAGGGCAGAAUUAUUGUAAUAUUAACAGCUUCAUGAUUGCACUAUGGUGGUGGUGAUUUGUAUUUUUCCUACUCAACAAUGAGAAUUAAGUGAAAAUCCAUGGGCCUGUCUUAAUUAAUUUGCUGUAUUGCUAAGCAUGACCCAAGCAUUAAGCCAUUUAAACAUGAGCUUAAAUGGCAUUGCCCCUUUCCUUCCCCCUUCCACUAGGAAACAUCUCAGAAAAGUAUAGUAUAUUGACUUCUGUAAAACUGCCAAGUCUGCCCUUGUACUAUACUUUUGCUCCUUUACAUCUUUCCUGGUUUGCAAAAUACUUCAGUUGCAUCACGCUCUUAUGCCUUUCUCCCCUGCCUCCACCUUCCAUCCCUUUCACCCCCUCACUGAGUUUCAUUACCUUCAUGCCAGCCACUUGAUUUUUAGGUUUGCUUUCUGCUUUACAAGACUCUUCUUACCUUUUGAUUCACCUUAUGAAACUGUGUUGUCAAUGAAAUUUCAAGUCCCCAGUAUCUCUAGCUGUGAUUGUUGACAGUGUGUCAUGAUCAUUUCAAGGGGUAUUCACACACUCUUUACUCUGGAUCUUGCAAAAAUGGAUACAAUUAUGAUUUCCCAUGGAAAUUUAAAUCUAUUUAAGUAAUUUAACUAUAUUAAACACUGUUUCACUGGUAAA